GACAGGCGGCUGUAGGGACCGGCAUCAGUCGCAGCCUCUAGCUCAUCCAGCACAGUCGCUUGAAAACGCAGAAACCUCAGCUCAAGAUGAAAUUCCUUAUUGCCUUCGCCCUGUUCGCCUGCGUGGCCGCCGAUGUGAGCCACCUGAGCAACGAGUACCUGCCCCCCGUCCAGAGCUCGUAUGCCGCCCCCUCGGUGAGCUACUCCGCUCCAGCUGUCCAGCAGACCUACGCCGCUCCAGCCAUCCAGCAGUCCUAUGUCGCCCCCAGCAACGAGUACCUGCCUCCCGUGCAGACCUACUCCGCACCGGCCGUCCAGAGGACCUACUCCGCACCAGCUGUCCAGAGGACCUACUCCGCCCCCUCUGUUAGCUACUCGGCUCCCUCCGUGAGCUACUCGGCUCCAUCGGUCAGCUACUCCGCUCCCGCUGUGCAGCAGUCGUACUCCGCUCCAGCCGUCAGCUACUCCGCCCCUGCUGUCCAGCAGACGUACUCCGCUCCUUCCGUCAGCUACUCCGCCCCUGCUGUCCAGCAGUCGUACUCCGCUCCUUCCGUCAGCUACUCCGCCCCCUCGGUCAGCUACUCUGCCCCCGCUGUCCAGCAGUCGUACUCCGCUCCUGCCGUCAGCUACUCCGCCCCAUCGGUGAGCUACUCUGCUCCCUCCGUGGAUGUGGGCACCCAGUACGCCUCCAACGGUGGCUACGUCUACAGGAAGUAGGGAUCUUCAACGAAGAGGCCUGCAACUGAACACGAAAUAGUGUACAUAACUACAUACUGCCCAAAUUAACCAUCUAUUUUUUUUUGUUUUGUAAACUUUGUUAA
Molecule: messenger RNA, 820 nt
Organism: Drosophila mauritiana
Lineage: Eukaryota; Metazoa; Arthropoda; Insecta; Diptera; Drosophilidae
Product: cuticle protein 16.5
Exons: 2
Coding region: 87-716 (209 amino acids)
Biological process (GO): positive regulation of transcription by RNA polymerase II
Cellular component (GO): RNA polymerase II transcription regulator complex
Molecular function (GO): transcription coactivator activity
Source: RefSeq, a predicted model, not a curated record